GCCCUCUAAACUACAUAGUCCGUGAAGUAUGUUUAUUACCGACAAUACGAAAUUGGCCGAAGUGGUAGACGAAAAUGGUUAAUUGUCAGGCUCGUUAGUUCAGCAGGCGAUACCUAGCACAUACCUUGCUAGAAAAAUAUUUGUAGAGACUUGAUGGAACAAGAGCAUGGCUUCUGGUGCAUCAUCCUUGGGUAGCACUGGAGGUAGUGAUGGAGCACUGAACAUGGAAAGGGAUAGUGGAGGCUACGUCAGCGUUGGAAAUCCUGUUGGGGGUUCUGAAUGUCGUUCCAAUUAUGAGGGUUUACAAGCUCAUUGUGAUAAAGCAAUGCAUCAGCUUAAGUUACUUAGGCAUAAACACUCCGAUACUGUUAGACGGUGUGAACAUACUAUGAAAGAAUUGGAGUAUUACCGUGGACAACAUAUAGCAGUUAUGAAUCAAUUAGAAGCAACGUCCCAAGAAAGUUCCGCUCUCCGUGGAAAGUAUGGAGAUCUGGUAAAUGACAAGCAGAGACUGGAUAGAGAAGUACAAGUACUACAGAAAGAAGUGUCAGAAUUGAGAUGUCAGAAUCAGGAAGCUCUAGUUCCUGACACCAACAAUGGAGAUGCUAUGAAUCAGCAUUAUUUAUCUGCACUUAGAAGAUAUGAAGCCAUCAAGGAUGAUUAUGACUCGCUAAGAAAGAGAUAUGACGAUUUAAUAACAUCUCACUCAUCUGUUGUUAACAAGUUGGAAUUAUCGCAAGAAGAAGCUGCAAGAUUGAAAAAACAAUAUGAUGAAAUUCUCCAAGAACGUAAUACUGCCGUACGUGAGCGUAAUGGGUUGAAACAGCAAUGUACCGCUGCCAUAAGACAGUGGGACAUUGCUUUAAGGGAAAGGAACGAGUAUAGAGAAGCUCUGGCUAAAAUGCAGCAACAACAUGAAGAAGCAGUCAAAGAAAUUAAUCAAGCCAUGGUGUUACGCAUGAAAACAAGCAAAGAUAUUAAACGGCUUACGGAAGAAAGGAAUGCAGCAUUACAAGAAUAUAGUUUAAUUAUGGGUGAAAGAGACACUGUACACAAAGAAAUGGAAAAACUUGGUGAUGAUCUAAGCCAAUCAUACAAUAAAAUCACGCAUUUAGAAACUCAAAAUAAACAACUUAUUGAGGAGAAAAAGACAUUGUCUUAUCAGAUAGAAACCUUAAGGAGAGAAAUAUCAUCAGCACUUCAAGACAGGGACGAAUCUUUAAAGCAGUGUAAUGAAUUACGUCAAAAGUUCGGUGAUUAUUCCGAAGGUGCGAACAGAGACUACAAAAAUCGUUUGGAAUUGCAUUCUUAUAACCGAGAACGAGACAGUGUGAACAAAGAAGCUGAACGUGAAACAGAUAAUGGGGAUGCUAAGGGGGAGAAAGAACGUAUGGACAAUAUAGACCAAGCUAAUUUAGAAUUAGACAAGCUUAGAAAAUCAGUUGACACGUUGCAAACCGAACUCGAGGAAGCUAUACAAGAAGCAGAAGUAUCCAAACGAAGGAGAGAUUGGGCAUUUAGUGAGAGAGACAAAAUAGUACUAGAAAGAGAAAGUAUAAGAACAUUGUGCGAUAGGUUAAGGAAGGAACGUGAUCGUGCUGUCUCUGAAUUGGCGGGUGCUUUGCGUGAUUCUGAUGAUAUAAAAAAACAACGAAACGAAGCUUCAAGAGAGCUGAAAGAUUUAAAGGAGAAGAUAGAGUCUGGCGACGCAUUAAGGGCAAGUGUCUUUGGACAAGGUAUUGCGCAUGGCCACGACACGACUAUCGAUACGGAAGCCAACGAGUGGGAAGUACUUACUAUUCACAUGGAUUUGAGCAGACUCGUGGAUACCGAUCGUGAUCUGGGUGUAAGGUUAGUGGGAGGACGCGACGAUCCAUAUUAUCCUGAUGAUACAGGUGUUUACGUAGCACAAGUGACACAAGGGAGUACAGCUGAUGGCAAAUUAAAAGUAAACGAUUGCAUCAUACGUGUUAACAACCUUGAUUGUGCUUCAGUAUCUUCAAGAAUGAUUUUAGAAACGCUACGUUCUUGUGCCGUAAGUCCAACCACAUUGACUAUAAGAAGACGAAGAUUAGCUGGAAGAUCGUUGAGGACUAUACAGCUUCCUGUUGGCUCUAUUCCACAUGGCAUUGCUUUAGAGCUUGGUAUUUAUAUAUCAAAAAUAUCACCUGGCAGUUCAGCUGCCAAAGAUGGACAUUUAGCAGUUGGUGACAGAGUUUUAAAUAUCAAUAGCAAACCAAUGGAUGGAAUAAAUUCGGCACACGAAGCAAUGUCGAUCUUGAACGACAAUACAACAGAUGUAUUAACGAUCACAACGCUAAAAGGUAUUUCUUUACCUUCUGCUACUAGUUCCGAAACAAUGCCGAUCAGUGGCAGUUUUACAACGGAGAAGCAAAAGAUGGUAAACAAUUUUUCGCAAACUGAACAUGAAAGAUUGAUGUUGAAAACAACAUCAGACGAUUCUGAUAGAAGAUACAUUUGCUCGAACUUUGGAGACAGAAGUGUUUAUAAAGUUUCGAAGUCUGUUAGCGGGGAAAAGCAAAGUGGAAUCAGUAAUGCUUGGGAUAAUAUAAGAGAAAAAAUCGAUUUCGUGAGAGGUCGAAAACCUAGUAAGGAUCGAGAUGAUAAGAAGAAGAGGCAUCCCAACUCCAGUCCAAAUACGUUUGAACAGGAACAGGAUGCAAUAGCGGAGCUCGAUUCAGUUAUUGAGAGUUAUCACAAGAAAACUAAUAACGGUGUACUGAAAAGAAGUAAACGACGUGGAACAGAAAAAAUGGAGAAAAACGGUGGUACAUGGCCCAAGGCUAGAGGUGGUCCAUUGAUACAAAAUGGUACUGGUACGAUAUUACACCCACGAAAAACGAAGGAAAGGCUACCACUGAGCGUACUUCUAAAUCAUCCACCAAAGUAUGAUAGUUACAACUAUAAUCGUAUUUCCAACCCUAUCCCUCUAGCUAAUUUCUCUAAUGUCAGUAAUCGACAUACUGUUUAUAAAGCGGUAGAAACACCAUUACCAAAUUUCAGCAAAUCGGGACAACUCUUUGGUCAGAAGUCCUUCACGCCAGCAGUACAAUUCAAGGACAUUACGAUAGAUAAGAAGCCGACGAUCGAAAUAGAAAAUACCGAUAAUAGGCUUAGCUCGACAUUGGCGCCAUCCGAGACAAGUAUCGAUUUCUCUGUAAAAUCUGGAAAUAUUGGUCGAGACAUGGACUACUUCGCUAAAAAGAAAGCACAGAAGUACGCUACGAGUAACGAUAGCCAGGUAGAAACAUUGCAACAUAAUAGAGCACACUCUCAACUCUAUUCAGGCAUUGGGUCGUCAACUUCGUCCACUAGUGGACCUAGACAACAAUUAGCUGGUAAUUUCUCUUUUCCCCCCUACACACAUUUGCAUCCGCAUCCACACCAGCAAAACUCUUUACCUUCGAGAUAUCCAUCACCACCGUCAUUGCCGUCUGCACAAUCCGGAGAGUCUAUAGGACUUCCUGAUGCACGAUCCUACUGUUUCGAGCCUCCGUAUAGUCCGGGUCCGCAAACGAGUUUUGGUCAUUUGCACACACCCUCCGUAGACUUGCAUUACCACAAACCUCGUGCUCCACCAGUCAGCAUGGCAUACGAUGUGCCAGCAUACACUCAUGGUUACGAAGGUGGUACGUUCCCAAGAAAAAAGGAAAAUCAACGUUUUCGUAUACCGUCCAAUCCUAGUGUUACAUCAAAAAACAGCGUUGGUAAACUUUCGACUGGAAGUAUAGAAAGAACGUCCGAAAGAGGCAGUCCAAUGCCGACCUUUCAUGUAGAGGUUCUCAGUCCUGGAACUGGUAAUGGAAGUAGUACAGGAGGAACCAUCAGGGGAGGCAAUAGUAGCAAGAGAUCGAGCAUGCCAGAUUAUUGUUACUCUCAACCUCGGCCAGCUCCUGGUGAACUACGUAGAGUUCACAUAGACAAAUCGGUCGAACCACUGGGUAUACAAAUUUCUUGUUUGGAAAGUGGAGGAGUUUUCGUUUCCACCGUUAGUGAGCAUAGCUUAGCGUCCCAAGUUGGUCUUCAAAUCGGUGAUCAACUUCUAGAAGUGUGUGGAAUUAAUAUGAGAAGUGCUACCUACCAACUAGCUGCCAAUGUUUUACGCCAGUGUGGUAAUUCCAUAACGAUGUUGGUGCAGUACAGUCCAGACAAGUACAACGAACUUGAAGGAUCGGCAUCGUCAAGUUCUUCGGAAGCUGUUGCUGGAGAAGGUGGCACCAGAAGUGGCUCACCAACACCAUGUAACAGCCCAGAAGUUCCAAGGAAACCUUCGAUCGAACCUUUGGAAAGCACCGAGCCCGAACGCGACACUACUGCUACUACUACCAAUUUACUGAGCGUAAAACGUGCAGAAAGAGAUAUAAGAAAUUCUGCUUCUUUGGAAGUUAGGUCUACGCAAGAAAGAGAACGUGAAAUUCGAAAUUCAGCGUCUUUGGAUAUCAAUAUCAGAAAGCCUGAACUACGUAGUUCAGCUACUCUCGACAACAUGCGUAAUUCCGCCACCCUUGAUUCCUUGCGUGUAACUGGAAGUGCUCUAACACGUGCACAACUUAAUCAAGCUGCCACAACAUUGCAGAGACAGAAUGCGACCGUAAGGAGUCCGACACAGGAAGAACAAAAUCGUAAAAGUCCAACUCCAGGUGAACCAAGAUAUUUAUUCAUUGAAACUAGGAAGUGUUCUAACUUAGGUAUCUCGCUCGUGGGAGGCAAUGGCGUUGGUAUAUUCGUUCAUUCCGUGCAGCCUGGCUGUUUGGCAGAAGAAGCUGGUUUGCGUUCUGGAGAUAGAAUAUUGGAAUACAAUGGUGUAGAUCUGAAGCAAGCAACCGCUGAACAAGCCGCACUCGAAUUAGCUAGACCAGCUGAUAAAGUGACCUUAAUAGCUCAAUAUUUACCACAGCGAUACAAUGAUGUCAAGGAUAAACCUGGUGAUAGUUUUUAUAUUAAAGCGAUGUUUGAUCGAGUUGGAGACGUAGGAGACAGUUUGCAACUUCACUUCAACAAGGAUGAUAUUUUGUAUGUGGAUAAUACUAUGUUCAAUGGUACACCAGGUAAUUGGAGAGCUUGGAUGGUUGACCAAACUGGUAGGCGCCAAACUUGUGGCAUAAUUCCAAGCAAAUUCAAAAUCGAAGAAGAAUUACUUUUACGUCGAUCCUUAGGGGACAUAGAAACGGACGCAGGCAGGCGCGGUACAACAAGUGCACGUAGAAGUUUCUUUCGCCGAAAAAAGCAUCAACGUUCGUCUAGUAGAGAUAGUAAGGAACUAUCUCAUAUUACUGGAGUAAAUAUGGGAUGGUAUAGUGACAGUGGAACAUUGAAUGAAGAAAGCCUUCCAGCCAGUUAUCAACGAGUCGAAAGGCUCGAUUAUCCAGCUUUGAGACCUGUACUGAUAAUUGGUCCCUUGAGCGAAUGCGUUGUGACAAAAUUAUUACAGGAAUUUCCUGGACAAUUCACAAGAUGCCUGGCAGAAGCUAUGCAUUGUUCUCAAGCUACCCUUGAGCAAGGUUUAAGAGAUUCCCUUUAUGUGGAUUACAGGAAGAAAGGAAGUUAUUUCGAAUGUACCACCGUUCAAGCUGUCAAAGAUAUUUGCGAAAAGAACACACAUUGUAUCUUGGAUAUAUCAAUCGCUUCUAUCGAACGACUUCAUAGACAUCAGAUCUAUCCAAUAGUCUUAUUGAUCAAAUUUAAGAGCACUAAGCAAAUAAAGGAGGUAAAAGACUCAAGAUAUCCUAGUGAUAAAGUCAGCGCCAAGGCUGCUAAAGAAAUGUAUGAACAGGCACUCAAGUUGGAAGCUGAAUAUAGGCAUUUUAUUUCUGCUGUUAUUCCAGCAGGAGUGAAUGUAGCCUAUAUAUGCACACAAGUUAAGGGGGCCGUUGAUGAAGAACAAAGUAAAGCACUUUGGGUUCCACGAGGACUUCCCUGACAUCAAAGGGGGGGUCCCCGUAAACCACAGUGGAAAUCAAUAUAAUUCCACCAGGGGGCCCUUACGUCGUGCAUACUUAAAAAGUUAUGCUUUCCAAAUAUUGUUUUUUUGGUCUUUUACCGGAGAAAAUACAGAUUUUUUGAAACUUGUUCUCAAAGAUUUUGUUAUAUAUAUAUUUAUAAAUAUAUAUAUAUAUUUAUAAAUAUAUAUAUAUAUAUAUAUGUCCCACAGAUUUAUAUUUCAUUAAUAGAAGAAAAAGUAUUAUUGAUUAGUUUUUUCCUCUCUGUUUCUUAUUAGAUUCAACAUCAGGAUAGAUGUAAAUAGAUCCUAAUUUUUUAUUACUUUAUAAUACAAAUUAGGAAAAUAAUGAAAUCAUAAAAUGGGACACUUUGUUUGAUUAAUUAUGUUAGUUUUAAUUGAUUUGAAAAUGUAUGGAAAAGAUUAAUUGAAUCGAUCUGUUGGAAUGAUUAAUUGGAAUUUAAAUUGAGAGGAUUAAUUGGAUAAAAUAUUUGUGGAAUAUUGUCAGACCAUAGGCGAAAUUUGAUAUCCGUCGUACCGUGGCCCGCUGAUGGAUGAAUAUCGAUCAGACACAUAAUCGUUUAGUUAAAAAAUCAACUGUUGCCGUGCCUGCACUUGUUAUUAUAAACUCUUCAAACCAAUUUUAAUAUCUCGAGUAGACAAGAUUGAUUGACAAAAUGAACUUUUAUAGUUCAUGGUAAAGCUGUACAAACAACAUGAUAUUUUUCAAUGUUGAAAAAGAGAUACUUAUUUGUAUAUAAUUUAUCUAAACCAGGUAAUACAUUUUCUUAUUAAGUUUUAGUUGAUAAACAAAACAUAGUGUUAGAUUAUAUUAUAAUGAUUUUUUUAUAUUUAUACGCGUGUGAAAAUUAUCGCAAAUAUCUUUGCAAUUGGUUAUAGUUUCAAGAAAGUUUAAUGAAAACUAUUUUCACUGUUUUGAGUCAAUUAUAAAAUGCGUGUUAAAUUUUUACUAUAUUGUAAUUUAUAUUUCAUGCUAUAUAAAUAUUUUAUUUACUUAUCAAAAACACAGCGAUGCCUCGUUUACAACGGCCUUAGUUAACGAUUCUUAAUUAUGUGAUCUUAUUAUGUAAUUAUAUGUUAUAUAAUUAUUAUUAUGUAAUUAUAUAAUUAUGUGAUUCUUCAUUAUACAAUCCGAUCUAAAACAUUAGAAUUUUUUGAUCGUACACAGCCACGUUGUCAAAUCACGCCUUUGAUGACAGUAAUCCUAAGAAUGAUUAUCGUUCAAAUCAAGGCAAGGCAUCACUGUAUUUGUAAAUUUUUGCAAGUUGAUAGUUUGUAAUCCUGAUUUCAAGUUUGACGACAAUUUUUUCAUAUUGGCUAAUGAAAAAUUGACUAACUUAAUUAUUAAGUUUUCGAUUGUCGCAUAAGCAAUGCAAAAUAUUGAAAACAAUUAUAUAUAUUAUAUAAUUAUAGAAGGAUAACUUUUUGUUGAUAAACUUUUUUUAUAACUGCAACCAGUUAUAAGAUAUUUACUCGGAAAUAUAUGAACAGGAGAAACUCUAAAUAUACAUAUAUGAAUAUAUACAAGAUAUCCCGAAAGGUAUGAAUCGAACUUAUAUUACGUGUUAAUGAGAUAAAAUAGGUAAAUAAACUUAUGACCAAAAAAGCUUUAUUUAAGAGUUUCAAGGAUUUUCUAGAGAAAGUCGUUUUUAAGACUUAUUGUACAAAUGACAAGCAAUCACAAAUAAUUAUCAUUGACAGUUAGAUAGAGUUAUACAUAAGAAGACAAAGUGCCACUUUUUACAAAAUUGAGUUAUUACUGCCAUUUGUUAACACUAAACCUACCACGCGUGGUCAAAUUGACCACGUCCGAUAAUUCGUAAAAAUGUGGUAAUUUGUAUGAAUCUUGUAAUUUGUAAAAAAAUGUAGUGUAAAAACGCAUAAAAUUUAUAUUAUUUAUUUCUAAAUAAAAGAAAAUAUAUUGUUCACUAUCCAAUUGGCUAAAAUCUCAUCCUAUAUUAAAAUAAAUGUUAUUUUUUAAAGAGAUCAUUUGAUCGCUCACAGUAGGAAUAAAUAUACAUAAAUACGUCGGUAGGUUUAGUGUUAAAAAAACCUAUUUACCUUUUGAGAUACCCUGCAUAUAUAUAUAUAUAUAUAUAUCACACACACAUUUUUAUUAGUUUAUUGUUUAGAUACAUGUUGUUAAGUACGUAUUGUUACUGAGUUGGUUUGGAGAGUUAAAAGUUAUAAAUUGUUGAAGCAAGGAAUUGAUAAUAGAAACAGUCAAUGGAAUUGAAAUAACACUCAGUUCCUGCUAUCGAAUUGUAAAUACCUCGUAGGAAACAAUAGGCAUUGGUUAUAGAAAUGAACAGCAUAUUAAAACUCCUCCGUCACUUUUUAAACGAUUGCAAAAAGAAAAAUAGAAAAAAAAACUAAUAAAAUUGUCAAAUCUUUGUUGCAUUGUCAAAAUGUGAUAAAAUUUUAAGUCAUAUUAUGUGAUUUCUAAUUUGACGAAAAGACAUUUUAUUUCUAAAGUUCAUUUUGUAUUUCGGAAUUUGUAGAUUCGUCAAAAUGUGAUAAAUUUGUAAGUCAUAUUAUGUUAUUUUUAUUAGACGAAAAGACUUUUAGUUCCAAAAUUUUUUUUUUAAUUUAAAAGUUUUUGAAUCGUGAAAAUGUGAUAAAUUUGUAGCUCGUAUUAUGCUAUUAUUAUUGAACAAAAAGAUAUUUUACGUCGAAAGUCUUUUUUUAUUUCGGAUGAGCUUUAAUUGAUAGUUUAUAGCUUUAUUUUAGAAUUUUAAUCCAAUUCUAAAAUAAUCAAUAAUUAUGUAAUAGUUUUAUUGGUAUUUCCUUUUUAAGAUAUGUUAACAUAUUAGGUUUAUAUUAUUAUGAUGUUUUUAACGAGCUUAAGAUGCAAGAUUAAUUUUAAAUACAAGUGAUAAUUAUUUAAGUAUAUUUUAUGUAUAAUGUAAUUGUGCAGUACUGAAAUAUCUAAAUCCAGAUGAAAUUGAUACAAAGAUAUUUUUUCAUCGUUAUAUAUUUGAUUUAUAAAUGUCAAGCUAAAGGUAUAUUAAAUUAAUUAAUUUAUUUAUUAUUUACUAAUUUUAUUUUUUACAAAAUGUUUAUCUGUAUCAAUUGAAAUAUUCUGGAUAUAGAUAAAACCUUCGUCCGUUUUAAAUUUAACGAUACGUAAUCGAUUAUUUAAAAACGCAAACAUCUGUGUGUACACAUAACUAUUUCAAUCGAAGGCUAGCAUUUCUUAAAAAAUUAAUGGUUGUUGAUUGUUAUCGCUAUUCACGGGCCGCGAAAUUUAUUUUUUCUUCAUCGAUAAAAAAAACUAUUUAAAAGAAAUUAUUUUUCUAUAACAUAUUUUGAGCGGUUCGAAUCUUCUUGAAAUCGAAGAAUAUAUAUGUAUUAUCUCGACAAAAAUAUUGUUUAAAAUAAUUAAUUGCAAAUCGUAUGCAACAUAUGAAAGUAAAGAAAUUAAAAACAAAAUAUAAAUUAGAUAUUGAUAUUACGUGAUAUUGAUUUACGUAAAAUUUAGUUUUUUGACAAGACAAUAUUUAGGCAUAAGUUACAACAAACGAGACCAAAAAUUACAAGAAUAUUUAAAACUAAUUCAUAAGAAUAAUAAUUACAUUUAUUCUUAUUAUAGAGCCAAGAAACUUAACAGAGUUAGAUAUACUUUUUGAUACAAAAGCGAAAUGAUCAAUUAUCAAUGUAUAAUUUCGCUAUAAAGCUUAUUUGGAAUUUUAAAUGAAUUAAGGGCCAAGUAUUUUAUCCAAAGGAAAAAUAGUGACGAGUAUUUUCGCUUUAGCUUUUAUAAUUGAAAGACUCUUUAAACACGGACAAUCUAAAAAUUAAAUUUAAGUAUAUUUGCAUAAAAAAUAAUUUGAUAAAAAAUGAUGGCUCUUUCAAGCAUAAUUAUUUUACUUUUAUUCCAUUUUUUUCUUUAAACCUUAUCAAAAAUUAAAUUAUGUUUGAUUAAGAUUUUAUUGCAAGAAGUCAACAACAAAAAAAAAAAAGCUUGCUUUCCCUCGUAUUUUAACUUCGGUUUCAAGUUUAGCUCAAAUAUGUGCCUCGCUAAAAAUCACAUUUUCCUUGUCUUUCGAUAUAAAAAAAAAGAAAUAAAUAAAUAAUAAUAAGAAAAAAGGAAGAAAUAAAUGAAUCGAGGGCUAAGCGAAGCGCAAAAUAGUAUCAAAGAAGAAAAAAGAAGGAUAACGUGUGAUUAUGAUUAUUCUCGAUCACAGUACUGUGAUAUGUAUAAGAUUACUAUUUCGACGACAUAUCAACUUAACAAUUCUUCUAUACGUACAUACAGGGUAUUUCGAAAAA
Messenger RNA from Polistes canadensis, 10252 nucleotides. RefSeq names its product disks large homolog 5 (gene Dlg5). The record is from RefSeq and is a predicted model, not a curated record. The transcript has 13 exons. NCBI's taxonomy places the organism in Eukaryota, Metazoa, Arthropoda, Insecta, Hymenoptera, Vespidae. Bases 167 to 5941 code for a protein of 1924 amino acids. Gene Ontology annotation, molecular function: protein binding.